This is a messenger RNA of Hemicordylus capensis (graceful crag lizard), 1246 nucleotides long. RefSeq lists its product as uncharacterized. The coding region runs from base 13 to 1134 and encodes 373 amino acids. Lineage: Eukaryota; Metazoa; Chordata; Lepidosauria; Squamata; Cordylidae. The transcript has 14 exons. The record is from RefSeq and is a predicted model, not a curated record.
GGAAAGCUCCUGAUGCUGAGUCUUUCGUUGCAGAUCCAUCAGUGGGCCCAGCGGCACAGGAACUGGAGGCCACAGGAAGUGAGCCAGCAGAUUGUCCGUGGCCGUGAGCAGAACUCCCAGCCACUGAGGGGCCUCCACCACCAGCUUCCCAUGAGAAGUCCUCCAAUGUUCCCGGGACUUCUCAAGAAGGGAAGGAAGGUGGAGAAGCCGCCCGUGAGACCUCUGCGUGCAGCCAUCAGGUGGGAGCGCUGGGAGCACCACGGGGAGGAUCGGGAGCAGCGGCCACACCAGCCUAAGCCCAAAAGGAGAUUGCCGAGCCUGGUCCCCACCCCAUUUGGGCUGCGGCCAAAACAGAUGGACCUGCCCCGGGUUACAAAAGAGUAUUACGAGGAGCAGGCGAAAUUUGACGAAGAUAUGGAAAGACGUAAGAUCCGUCACCAGCUUGCCAGCCGCACAAAGCCUGCCAUUCCUCUUCCGGCCAGCAAGCCGAUGAGUAUCUCACAGCAACAGGUGGAUUCGGGACAGAGUUCUAGGAGGCCACCUGUUCAGCGACCACACACAGGGGAUUUGGACGAGAUCCGCCGCCUGCGCGCCAAGGUGAUAGCCUCUGUUGAGCGCACCAAGAAGCCCGCAGGCAAGCGGGACAAACCCUUGGGAAAGCCAUCUGCACCAAUUCGGCCAUCCGCACCAAUUCGGCCAUCCGCACCAAUUCGGCCUCCCGCACCAAUUCGGCCACCCGCAGGGGAUUUGGACGAGCUCUGCCAUCAGCUCUCCAAGCUCGCCAUCUCCCCUGCCGGCAGCAGGACAGUGGCCAUGCCACCCACGGGAGGCACCCCCUUGGCAAGGAUGAGCCACCAGCUGCCCAAGAGGACGCUGUCUGCCACCAGCCAAAUGAAUCCCGCCGUGCCUCCUCAGGGCAGCAAGCGGGCCAGGGUUUUGGAGAUGAUGAGCCACCAGCUGCCCAAGAGGAGACUCUCCACCACCAGCAAGUUGAAUCCAGCCGUGCCUCCUCAGGGCAGCAAGCGGGCCAGGCUGUUGGAGAGGCUCUCCAAGCGGAGGCUCUCCGCCACCAGCAGCCUGCAGCCCGCCAUCUCUCUCCCAGAUCUCAAACGAGCCAGGCCAGACUCAGGCUGAGGAUCUGGCCUGAGCCACAACUGCAUCCUGCCAGCCUCCCAAUCCCCCCGCUGAAGCCAUCUGCCAAGGGAAACCAAGGGGGAUUCCCACCAUGUCUCCAGGGAGGAUCGGG